UUAAAGCAUUUCUGGCAGGCUUUAAAAAAUACAAAUCAUGAUGAAUUGUCAUCACUUUUUAUGGUGUCUGAAGAUGUAAAUUUUUUUGGGAAACCAAGUAUACCUUUAAAGCUAUUUGUUCGCAGAUGUUAUAAUGAUCUGCUUAACAUUGUUGAUAAUGACAAAAUAAGGAAUCUGCGUCUUACUGGUAAUUCUGGCAUUGGAAAAACUUUUUUUGGUUACUAUUUAAUUUAUCAUCUUGUGAAAAAUGGUAAAACAGUUAUAUAUGAUAUCCAUACUAUGAAAACAUUUGUUAUUUUAUUUGGUCAAACAAUAGAAGAAGUUUCUUAUCUUCAUAUAAUAAAGAAUGCUAGAAAAAUUAAAACAAGCCUGUCAAAUCGGGACACCUGGUAUAUUGUAGAUGGAAAAUCGCCAGACGAUUCUGAAGCUAAGACGAUUUUAAUAUGUUCAUCACUUAAAAGUCAUUAUAAAGUUUUUGAUAAUCGUAUACCAGAAAUACGGUAUAUGCCAGUGUGGUCCUGGAAUGAAAUCAAUAAAUGUAGAACUGAUAUUUUUACACAUCUUAAUGAAGAUAAAGUUCGAGAAUUAUAUAUUAAGUGGGGAGGGAUUCCUAGAUAUAUUUUGGAGGGUAUUCAUGCAAAAGGUAUUCAAAAACAGCUUGAUGAAGCAAUAAAUACAUGCAAUGAAAGCAUAUUUAAAUAUAUUGAAGGAGACAUAGCUAAAGAUGAUAUUAGUCACAAACUUAUCCAUAUCUGGACGAAUUUUCCUGAGGGAAAGACAAUUGUAAAAUUUGCAUCAAAUUAUAUAGGUCAACAGGUGAUUCUUAAAUUAAAGAAAAUUGUAAUAGAUAAAUGUCAUAGAGAUGUGAAUGCAGUAAUAAAUGGGAGUAAAAGUAAUCCAGUCACUGAUUGUGUUUUUGAACAGAUUGCUCACAAAAUCUUACAAAAUGGAGGAACUUUCAAACGUCGUUCUUUAGAUACAAAUGAAGAAGAUUCAAUUGUUUUUCUAAAACAUGAUUUAGUUUUAUUAACUCAAAUUGAUGAGAUCCAAAAUGAAGCUUACUCUAUACUGCUUGAUAAAUCUUUUCCAUUAGUAGAUGCGAUUAUUGCUCCUAAUUGUCUUUUACAAAUGACUAUUGCAAAGGAUCAUAAUAUUAAAAUUAGUGGGUUGAAAAGAGUUCAAAGUAAAUUAGAAACAGAAAGUAAUAUAUAUUUUUAUUUUGUAGUACCAACAAAAUUAUAUAGUAGUUAUAAAAAGCAGAAAUAUUCUACUACUGGUGACAAAAAUGCUCUAAAUAUGGAACCUUGGAUUGGAAAACAUCUUAAGCAAUAUGUUUUGGAAAUUGAUUUGGCCUGCCUUGAAUAUAAAAUGUAA
Molecule: messenger RNA, 1374 nt
Organism: Rhizophagus irregularis DAOM 181602=DAOM 197198
Lineage: Eukaryota; Fungi; Glomeromycota; Glomeromycetes; Glomerales; Glomeraceae
Source: RefSeq, a predicted model, not a curated record